CUCUGGACCAUUCCCACCAUUUGUACAGAGCUGCAAAAACUUGGGUUUCUUGGAUCUUGCAUGGAAUAACUUAUCCGGAACAUUGCCGACGUGGAUUGGCAACUUGGUGCAACUGCAAUUUGUACGGUUGAGUUAUAACAUGUUCUCUGGGAAGAUCCCGGUCAUCAUCACAAAACUCAAGUUCCUUCAUCAUUUGAAUCUAGCAGGAAAUAAUAUAUCCGGAUCCAUCCCACUGGGUAUCUCAAACCUAACAGCAAUGACACGGAUAGCGGUAAGGAUGUUUGUUUCCUUAUCAGGCGUAUGCAAAUGCGGCGGGUGAAGGUGGAAAUAGCUUGUCCGCUGUCACCAAGGGGCAAGAACUCAAGUAUGGUGUAGGAAUUUCGGAUAUGGUGAGCAUUGACUUAUCAUUCAACGGGUUAACUGGGAUAAUUCCAGAGGAAAUUGCUUCUCUUGACGCACUGCUAAACAUAAAUGUGUCUUGGAAUCGCCUGAGCGGUAAAAUCCCAGAAAAUAUUGGGGCCAUACAGUCACUUGAGUCACUCGACCUCUCAAAGAACAUGCUCUCUGGCGAGAUCCCUUCAAGCUUGUCAAAGAUAACAUACUUAAGCUUCUUGAACCUAUCUGAAAACAAUCUUACAGGAAGAAUACCACCAGGCUCACAGCUUGACACCCUGUACCAGGAGCACCCAUCUAUAUACGAUGGCAACAGUGGGCUUUGCGGACCUCCUCUUCAGAAGAAUUGCUCGACAAAUGGUACAUCAACGCAAGAUGAUCAGAACAGAACUGGCCAUGGUUUUGAGCCAAUGUCUUUUAGAUUUGGGCUUGUUCUGGGUCUGAUUCUGGGCCUUUGGUUGGCGCUCUUCACCCUUCUAUUCAUGAAAGCAUGGAGGAUUGCUUAUUUCCGCCUCUUUGACAAGCUGUAUGAUCAGAUAUAUGUGUUUGUCGUUGUUAAAUGGAAAAGAUUUUCCAGAGCAAGAACAACAGAUUAGGCAUCGCAAAGUAGCCGACGUUACAGAUCUUAAUAAAGAGCUUUGAAGACCAGUGCGGCAUACAUAUAAUUCUGAUGAUCACAUGAUGUCUAUUAUGUGUGUACAACAAUAAUCCUGGUGUAUUCACUGGAAUAUGUCUGUAGUACUUGGCAAUCAUCAUUUGAACCCCAUAUUUUGUGUUCUGUGAGUCAUAUAUGUACUACACUUCAAUAUAUUUUCUAGAGAAGAAAAGACGGGAAUAUGCAU
This is a messenger RNA of Aegilops tauschii subsp. strangulata, 1235 nucleotides long. The record is from RefSeq and is a predicted model, not a curated record. Lineage: Eukaryota; Viridiplantae; Streptophyta; Magnoliopsida; Poales; Poaceae.